UUGUUACGUACAUCACAAUUUUGCCAAAGUAUUCAUAGAGAUGUAAGGAACAGCUUCUGUGUUGUGCGGACCUCGUUAUCAUUAUUUUGUUAGUAAAAUAAUCUAUUUUUACCGAAAACGUGCUGGACUUAAAAUAAACCUCAUACGUAUCUUAAAAGCCCGAUAUUCACCCUACAUAAAGUUUUUAAGGAAAGGAUUUUCUUUAAAAGACAAUAAAUAAUUAAUAGGAUCUGAUUUACUCUCAGAAGUCUUUCUGUUGCUUUUUUUUUAUUGACUGAGAUAUAAUUCCAUUGCUAUUAAGAAGUGUGUUUUACAAUCGUGGUUUGUGCCGUCAUUUCAAAAUCUAUCUGGUCUGUGUGAUCUGUGUUUAGUGAACGCAGCCCAAGUGUUUACACUUUUUGUUACCCUGGAGACGAGUAAGAUUCAUCUACAUAUCAGGAUGUAGCUCAGCGAUUGGAAUACAACGGUAAAAUUACGUGAAUUUACAAUGAAAACAUGAUGAUGAAGACGUUGGACUUCACGGAUAGUACAUGUAGUAUGUGAAGCUGACUGGUUUUGCCGAGGACUGUGUUUGUUGUAUUUUCAGACAACCCGACAACAACAUGGCUAUCAACAAGCAGUGUGGCUUCUUGUGGGUCAGCGUCGUACUGCUUGCCUUUACCCAGUUGCAGCCUUCUGAAGCGACAUGCGCCCUGCCCAGUGAGAUCGAAGGAGUGUGGGAGGACUCCGUCAAAGGGUUACUCACCAUCAACAACUCCGUCAUCUCAGGGUACAACUUCCACACCUUCGGGAAUUUCACGCUCACUUGCUACCAGCAGAAUGACACCGUCUACAUAUUUGAAUCCUCCGAGUUUGAAUUCUUCAGCUUGAAUUUCACCGCCUACUUCUGCUGGAACUUCACAAAGGUCACAGAUGACCUGUUCUAUUAUUACGAAUAUGCAAACGAGCUCAAUAGCGCAGGCAACGAGAGAGUGAAGGUGUUGCUUCCAGCGUUCUUGAGAAUCUACGACGACAUCUGUGCUAACACAGAUGUGGGUCUCGGGACCUACAGAGUCUUGUUUCGGGAAGGUACCCUCACGGACGCGAUCUCGCCGUGCCCCACACCGCUCAGCGCACACUACAACUACUCUGUGCACGACCCUGGCGGGGGGAACACUUGCGCUGCCAGCAUGAACAACCUUGACAUUUGCAGUAACACAUCGGCCUUUGCUUUCAAUGGAUCCGACUGUACCACAUACUUUUCCUACUCAGACGCUGGUUCGGUCAACUGCUUGUUCGCCAUAGAAGACAACGGCAACGAUUUGAUCUACAUGACUGUCUACAACGAUGGGACCGUGGACAACAGCAAAACCUACAGGACUACUUGUCUCGUCCUGAGCCUUAGUGACCCCAGCACUGUGGUAGGCACCCAGUACCCUGGUCAAUGUCCUAACGCAAUGAACGCGACCUACACAGUGUCUCCGGGGGCAAACGUCUACUGGCAACAAAUGAGUGGCUGCUCCGCGGAAGAAUUUCCAUGGUGGGUCUUGGGGCUGGUUGCUGGACUUCUGCUCAUUGCCCUUCUCAUCAUUAUACUGUGCUGCUAUAAGAAGAAACAUGAGGAAAAGAAGAAGAAAAGACUUCUGGACGACGAGGAUGGACGUUACGAUCCAGACAGAUCCCCCCGGGGAGAGAGACCCCCUUACACAACUAUCACCAUUAUGGGUGGUCGCAGAAAGGGGAAAGAUGGCCGCUAUCUAGCCGAUGGAGAGGAUGAUGAACCACCCAAGAUCAAACGACCUAAAUCGGAGGGAAAACACCGUAGAUUCGACAGCCGGAAGAGGGUAUGGGUCAUCGACAAGGAAGGGAAAGUCAAGAAAAUCUGGAAAAAAGACAGAGAAUCUCCAGACAGUGGGGUUGAGGAAGAUCAGGUGGACGGAGGCAGCGCUGGUCAGUCUCCGGGGAGCAAGGAUGGGGAGAAUGAAGACGAUGAUUUCUCCAAGAGACACGGCAGGAAGGAGUUGAAGAGCGCCAAAGAGAUCGAGGAAAAGGGAGACAGGAACAAGAACAGCGCCAAACUCGGCAAAAAGAUCAAAGGAAUGGUCAGCUCUCGGAAGUCUGCUCGUUACCGCUCGGCCAAGUCCGCCAGGAAGUCUGGCCGAAAGAGGAAGUCGGCUGUCAAGAAAGAGCCUGAGGACGAUGGUGAGAGGAGCUGGGGAAGCAGCGACGGCGAGUACGAGAAAGUGGACAUCGACACAGGCAGAGAGGUCGACGAUAACAAAGUCAAUGAAAAACUUGAAGGCGGAGGAGAGGGGACAGCGACUGCUGCAACUGUCACAGUUGUCUCUGAGACUGACGGGAAAGGCGGGAAAGGGAAAGUGGUUGGAAAGGGGAAAGGCAAAGGGAAGCAAACCAAGGGUAAAAAAGCGGAGGAGGCGAAGGAAGCGAAAUACGAAGUGAAGGAUGACGUGAAGAAGGAAGAGGUCGGUAAAGUCACUAAGGAGGUUACUAUGGACGCUACCGACCCUAAGGUUAUCGCGGCCACGUCAGAUGGCGACACACAGCCCAAGGUGGACAGUAAGAAACAAGCCAAGGAACUUGAAUUAGAAAAGAAGAAAGAAGAAAAGAGACUACAAGAGGAAAAGAAAAAGGAAGAGAAGGCGAAGAAGCUUGAAGAGAAGAAGAGGCUUGAGGAAGAAAGGAAAGAACAACAACUAAAGAAACAGGAAGAGCAGAAAAAACUAGCAGAAGAAAGGCAACAAGAGAUGCAAAAGAAACAAGAGGAAAAGAAAAGGCAACAAGAAGAGAAACGACAGGAGAUGUUGAAAAAACAAGAGGAGCAGAAGAGGCUCGCAGAAGAGAAAAAGCAGGAAAUGUUGCAAAAGCAGGAAGAGCAGAAGAAGUUGGCAGAAGAGAAACGGCAGGAGACGCUGAAGAAUCAAGAACAACAACAGACGGAGUCAGAACAGAAGAAGGAAAAUGAGAAGAAGGAGCAAGAAGAGCAAACAAAGGAAGAUGGGAAGAAGGGAAAAGAUGAUGAUAACAUGGAACAGAAGGAGGAAAAGAAAUCUGAGGAAGAAAAACCCAAGCAAGGAGAAGCAAAAGACGAUGGCAAGAAAGGUCCUAGUAAAAGCAAAGACGGGAAAGGCAAAAAGGAGGUCACGAAGAGAAUUGAUGACGGUCGGAAAGCUAUUACAGGAGCUGCUGUUAUCGUGGUGGGACCCAAGGGGAAAGAUGUGAAAGGCAAAGGCAAAGAAGAUAAAACGACCGCCGCCAAGACUGAGAAAGAACCAGAGAAGAAAACAAAGAAAUCACCGGAUGACAAGAAAAAGGAGGAGGAUAAAUCUGGAGCUAGAGGAGGAGACGAGGAAACUGAAGAUGCUGCCGGAGAGGUUAUGGCAACGGCGGCAAUAGCAGGGGCCGUGGCAGACGAGAAAGACGCAAAGACGAAAAAAGAGGAGAAAGCAAAGAAACCUCAAGUUAAAGAAAAGGAGAAAGUUUCAGAAAAGACGACCCCUCAAGAAAAAGACAAGGAAAAGAAAGCUGUGGAAGAGAAGAAAACCCAAGAGAAAGGAAAAAUACAAGAGAAGAAAGAUGCUAAAGGUGCUACUAAAGAUAAGGCGAACGACAAAGAGAAGGAAGAGGAGAAAAAGACAGAAGAGAAGACGACGGGAAAAGCUGGAAAACCGUCAACUGACGUCGCCCCUCCCCCUCCAGAGCCACCGUCCCGUGAGCCGACUUUAUCCGCGAGCAUGAAGCCCAGGCGAGAACAGAGCAUUGUCUUAGACUUGGAUAAGUCAAGAACAGAUAUGUCUCCAGGAGAUCAGCGUCCUCCAACGACGUCACCUGGAGAAGGCGAGAAAGCUCUGGAGGUUGUUGCAGAGUUGGUGGAAACGGCUAGGAGUCUCAUGGAAGGGCGAGGGGGCGAGGAGGAAGGAGAUGCACCAAAGAAAGAUGAGAAAGGAAAGAAGAGUCCAAAGGAGAAACCCGGGGUGACGAAGAAGCCGUCAAAAGAUGCCACUGAAAAGGACAAGAAGAAGGAGGCAGGAGAGAAGGGAGCAACGCCGACCGAUAAACAGAAGUCGGUGAAAGAGAUUAACGUGGAAGAAGCGAGACCAGACUCCAAAACAGACUCCGCUAAUGACGACAGCUUCAAAGACGCACCGAAAGACGAGAAGGAAGUGGACGAUAGCGAUGAAAGCAGCUCAGAGGAAGAUGUUGUACAGAUGAGGAGGAGGCCCAAACCUCAAGGCUUUAUGAUGCCAGGUGACAAUAUGACUUCCACCUUCCAAAAGACUGGGGAAAUCAUCAACGCCAAACCUGUGAAAGCGAGGCGGCAAAGGAGAACGGCUCGAAAGGUAGAAGGACUUCCCAACAGGACAAACCAAGCCUUCGGCCUUGCACAGCAGCCAAAAGCCGGCCAAAAACCUCAAGACACGACUAAGGGAGCACCCAUCGAGGUGAAGCCUAAAUCAGUUAAAGAUCUCCCUGCCGUGAAAUCUCACCAGCCGAUGACCAUCAAAGACUUGACCAAGAAGACGCCUCAGGAGAAGGCGGAGAUUAGGUCUCGAGGCCGCACGCCGGUCAGAGGUGCCAGUGUGGAGGAGGCCAGAUCUGACUCGUCCAUGACACCGCGGGCAAAGUCUAUGAGCCCCAGCAAUUCGAAACAAGUGGAUGGACGAAGGGUCAGUUCACCCUCACCUUCACCUUCACCUAUCCUGGUCUGGACUUCGCGCCAGGACGACGGCGGACCCCAGAUGUUCCCUGACCUCCGCAUGGAGGGCUUGGUCCACAGUGAGGGAUCAGGCUCCAAUGGUACCCCGGAACCGCUCCUGACGGACCGCCAAGGCAUGCUGCUGGCUGGCAGACCGCCCACACAACACACCUUUGUCCGACCAAGCAGAGAGGGCUCCGCUGCUCCAUCGGGAGGAGGUUUUACCCGAUCCCACUCAGAGAGGAAGCGAGCACCCCACGCUGGUGACUCACAUAGGUCUGGCCACGACUCCAUCCCGAGCAUCGAUUCCGAAGAGAAACGAUUUGUGAAGUUCAAGGAAGAUGUGCUUAAACAGCUGGGAGAGCUGGGUGACAAGGACAUGAAUGCCAUCUUGUACCCGAGGGUCAAGCGGUACCCGGAGGACGAGGGGCCACGCCGCGGAGAACCCUCCUACAAGUCGAUGAACGCCCUGCAGAGAAUACACAAGAAGAAAUACCGACAGGUGGUGCCGGAGAUGCCAUUGGGUCUACCUCCGAUACGUGGAGCGUACGGCAAGAUGAUCGACGACUACGACGACGUGGACGACCCACGUAUGAGAGGUCUGCUGGAGGAGCUGUACAAGGACAAGAAGUUCCUCGACAAAAAUCUGCAAGAGCCGGAAGCUGACGAGGACGCUUUUAUCCGGGACCGCGCCCAGGCUGGGCGCCAGUACCUGCUGAACCGCGCCAGAUUCUGGUCCACGCAACAGCCGUUGGUCAGGCCAGGCACCACGACGGGCGGAACCAGGACCAACACAGCUCAGUUGUCCAGAGGAGGCUCCUCUCACAGGUCAAGGUCAGAGGAGAGGUCGCACGAGCAGGAGAAUCCUAAGUCCUCUUAA
Molecule: messenger RNA, 5573 nt
Organism: Aplysia californica (California sea hare)
Lineage: Eukaryota; Metazoa; Mollusca; Gastropoda; Aplysiida; Aplysiidae
Product: microtubule-associated protein 1B-like
Exons: 19
Coding region: 603-5573 (1656 amino acids)
Source: RefSeq, a predicted model, not a curated record